AUGAGCCGGGACUACCUCGCAUAUGCGAGCGUCGCUGUAUCGGUCCUCAUCGCUUACAGUGUCGCCUCCACCGUCAACCAGUGGCUGCGGCUCAGGCACAUCAAGGGGCCCCCGAGCGCUGGGUUUUGCAAGUGGUGGCUCCUCCGCGCAGUGGGAGGAGGUAGGGCGCAUCUGGACUUUUACGAGGCUUGCGAGAAGUAUGGGUCGAUUGUUCGUGUCGGGCCCAACGAUCUCAUCACCAGCGACCCGGAGUUGAUGAAGCGCAUGCUCAAUGUUCGGACGACUUACCGGCGAUCCAUCUGGUAUGAAGGGAUGAGACUCAAGCCCGGCCAAGACAAUGUGCUGUCUGCAAGAGACGAUGAGUUACAUCACAAACUCCGGUCGAAGAUGGCCGCCGGUUAUUCCGGAAAGGAAGUUGAGAAUCUGGAGGCCAAGCUUGACCAGAACGUCCUGCGACUGGUUGACCUGCUCGACAAAUACGUCUCAGAGGACAAACCUUUCGACUUUGGCGCCAAGGCCCAGUAUUUUACGCUCGACGUCAUAUCGGACCUUGCUUUCGGGGAGCCGUUUGGAGACUUGGCGACCGACUCGGACGUGCACGAAUACAUCAAGACGAUGGAGCAAAACAUGCCAACCAUCAUCGUGACUAGCGUGCUGCCAUGGCUCCUCGCCCUGCUCUCGUCACCCCUGUUCAGGCACAUGAUGCCGUCCGAGAAAGACGCCAUCGGCGUCGGGAAGACCAUGGGUAUCGCCAAGCAAGUGGCAGCCGAACGGUUCGGACCCAACAAAAAGGUGCAGAAAGACAUGCUUGGGUCCUUUGUCGCGCGAGGGCUUACCCAAGCCGAGGCAGAGUCCGAAAUACUCAUGCAACUUUUGGCUGGCUCCGAUACGACGGCGACCGCCAUCCGGGCGACGAUCCUCCAUGUCAUUACGAACCCCAAAGUCACAGCCGCCCUCCGCGCGGAGAUCGACGGCGCCAACCUCUCGAGGCCCGUCGUCUCCGACGCCGAGGCGCGCGCGAUGCCGUACCUGCAGGCGGUCAUCAAGGAGGGCCUCCGCAUCUUCCCGCCGGUCGUGGGGCAGAUGUCCAAGGAGGUGUGCAACGGCGGCGCCGGCGACACGUUCAAGGGCGUGCACCUCCCGGAGGGCACCAGGAUAGGGUACUGCGCGUGGGGGAUAUUCCGCAGACAGGACAUCUGGGGCCCGGACUCCCACCUCUUCCGGCCUGAGCGGUGGUUGGAGGCCGACGCGGAGAGGCUGCGGACGAUGGAGGGCACGUUGGAGCUGGUUUUCGGGUACGGCAAGUGGCAGUGCCUGGGUAGGAACGUGGCCUGGAUGGAGCUGAACAAAGUCUUUGUCGAGCUCUUGAAGAGGUUCGAUCUCGUACUGGUCGAUCCUACCAAUCCCUGGCACUCGGUGUGCAGCGGUGUCUUCUUGCAAUCCGAGUACUGGAUCCGGGGAUACAGAAGAACGACUUCAACAGGUAACUAA
Molecule: messenger RNA, 1491 nt
Organism: Colletotrichum graminicola M1.001
Lineage: Eukaryota; Fungi; Ascomycota; Sordariomycetes; Glomerellales; Glomerellaceae
Product: cytochrome P450
Exons: 6
Coding region: 1-1491 (496 amino acids)
Molecular function (GO): oxidoreductase activity, acting on paired donors, with incorporation or reduction of molecular oxygen; iron ion binding; monooxygenase activity
Source: RefSeq, a predicted model, not a curated record